CUUGGCCGUGGCCUCUUCGCCGAAGGAGCGCAUGCGUAGUAGCGCUCUCCUCGCUCCCAGUCCCGCUCCUCCCUCUUUACCAGGUUUUACCUCCCUGAGGGGAAGGAAGGAGGGACGGGCCGAGGAGGAUGGAGGAGGUGCCUGGCGGGGGUUGCCGCUGCCGCCGUCGUUGCCGCUCUUGGCCGCGCUCGCUGGGCUGGAGGAGUUGCCGGCCGGCGGCAGGCCUCUGAGGCCGGGGAGCGGGGGUUGGCCUCGCGCACCUGAGGAGGAGGCGGAGGCGGGGCCGCUUGGCGCGCGAGUGAGAAAGAAAGUUAUUUUCUGAGAAUAGAGAUGGAGCCGGAAGCCUUCAGCCCUGGCGGGGACAAUGCCAGCUCAGACUCCACCUGCUACCAAUGCUCCUCAUGUCGGGCCGACGAGGAGCGGAGCUGUGCCAACUCCAUGCGUGGGCGGGCCAAGACGCGCAGCUUGUCUGCAUCUCCGGCCCUAGGCAGCACCAAAGAAUUCAGGAGGACGCGCUCCUUGCACGGACCAUGCCCAGUGACCACAUUUGGACCAAAAGCCUGCAUGCUGCAGAAUCCCAAAACUAUCAUGCACAUUCAGGACCCAGCAAGCCAGCGGUUGACAUGGAACAAACCUCCGAAGAGUGUCCUUGUUAUAAAAAAAAUCCGGGACGCCAGUCUCCUGCAGCCCUUCAAAGACCUCUGCAUCUAUCUCACAGAGGUGAACAACAUGAUUGUCUACGUAGAAAAGAAAGUGUUGGAAGACCCAGCCAUCAUGAACGAUGAUAGUUUUGGACCAGUGAAGAAGAAAUUUUGCACUUUCAGUGAAGACUACGAUGAUAUCUCCAAUCAGAUAGACUUUAUCAUCUGCCUGGGAGGAGACGGGACCUUGCUUUAUGCCUCUUCACUCUUCCCGGGCAGCGUACCUCCCGUGAUGGCUUUCCACCUGGGUUCCCUGGGAUUCCUUACCCCGUUCAAUUUCGAGAACUUUCAGUCCCAAGUGACUCAGGUUAUUGAAGGCAAUGCAGCACUUGUUCUGCGGAGCAGGCUCAAAGUGAAAGUGCUCAAGGAGCACAAGGAGAAGAAGGCAAUGAUUCAAAAUGGGAUUGAAGAGAAUGGGCUGAUUUCUCCGAGCCUAGAGAAGGAGCUGUUCAAGCAAGCCACUCAAUAUCAGGUCCUGAAUGAAGUUGUGGUGGAUCGGGGCCCUUCCUCAUAUCUUUCCAACGUGGACGUCUUUCUAGAUGGGCACCAUAUCACCACAGUCCAAGGAGAUGGUGUCAUCGUCUCCACACCCACGGGCAGCACGGCGUACGCAGCUGCUGCAGGCGCUUCAAUGAUCCACCCGAAUGUCCCUGCCAUCAUGAUCACCCCAAUCUGCCCACACUCGCUCUCUUUCCGGCCCAUCGUUGUUCCUGCUGGGGUGGAGCUGAAGAUCAUGCUGUCUCCCGAAGCCAGGAAUACAGCGUGGGUUUCCUUCGAUGGGCGGAAGAGGCAGGAGAUCUGCCACGGGGACAGCAUCAGCAUUACUACCUCCUGUUACCCCCUCCCUUCAAUCUGUUUCCAAGACCCCGUAAGUGACUGGUUCGAUAGCCUGGCCGAAUGUUUGCACUGGAACGUCCGGAAAAAGCAGAACAAUUUUGCUAUAGACGAAGAAGAGGAGUUUUGAGUGUUGGCACUAGCAGAGGAUCAUGGGAGGCCGAAUCCCUUCUGUACAAAAACAUGUUUUUAAGCCUGUAGCUCUGGGGAGUAGACCAAUAUAAUAUAAUAUUAUAUAAAUAUAUAUAAUAACUUUUUUAAAUACAGCGAUGUACCUCAUAUCAGUCUGUUCUGCUGAUGACCAGAUAUCAUGUCGUUGUUUUUCUGUCUGUCGGGAGAGCUUGAGGUGAGAGAGAAACGAGCGGAGAUACUUUCGUCGGGGCACAUUAGAAAUGUCCGAUGUUUGUUCGUCAAUGUGCAAUGUGUUUUCCGCACAACGUGUUUCCUAGAAAGAAGGUUUUUUGUUUUUGUUUUUUCAAAAGCCUUAUUAAAAACGAAUGAUGUUUCCUUGGACUUUUGUUCCCGGUUAUCGGCAAAUCCCCAGAUUCUCUUUAUUGGCCACUGUGUGGGUCGGGCAAAUGUUGGUUAAAGGGGCGCUAAAACGUUUUCUCUUACUUUUUCAAAUCUUCAGUUCUGUGCACUUAUUUCUGGCAAAGUGAAGAGGAUCAGUCCGUUCUUGAUUGCCACUCUUCCCCCCCCCCCACACACUUUUUUCUUUUCUUUUCCGGCUCACAAGAAAUGUGGUUUCAUGGCUGCUUAAGAGCAGGGAUUCCUACCCCCACCCUGGGAUAUUAUCCCACCAUCUUUGUUUAAAUGUGUUUGUAGGAACUUUAUUAUACCUCCCUGAUGGUGAUCAAAAAUAAAUAGGUCUUGUUGGGGGGGGGGGGUUGGAAGGAGGGAGACAGGUUUUGAAUUGCAGAAAGUUGUCAAGAUGAGUGUUCAUAGAUCAACUCUAGAUGUGAUCAGCAACAUUAAGACAAAGGCGGCCUCUGUAUGAAAGACAAAGUUGGGAAUUGGUUGGACUGGGACAUACAGGCAGUUGUCACCUGUUGGGUGAGUAACAGAGAACGUCAGACGCCUCCUUAAACCAUUGCUGGUGAAAUCACAAGGCCUGUGCACCAAAAGCACUUGUGUGCGCCUGUGUACAUACCUUUUGGUUUCAGCUGGGCUUGCACAGGAGAUGUUUCCUCUGAGCUGUGCAAAAUCUGAAGGUUAAAACUUCACUGUCACAUGGGGAAUGUAUUGGGAUUCUUUAAAAAGGCAAAACAAAAUCAAUACACCCAAUAAUUUUGGGAUUUCUACGGUUUCCAGACAAGCAGCCAUUUUUGCUCGGAUGGUUGACUCUCAGAAAAGCCACCCAAACUUCGGGUGUGUCUUUUUUAUGUGGCAGUGAGUGAUUUGGAAAGUCUUAUGCGAAUGUGCUGGUGGGUGGCAACUUCCCCCUUUGCCGCUCUUUUGGGUCCUGGACUGUAGAUUUCUGCCAAGAACAAGGAGCUGUAGGCCGUAGUUCGCUGGGGCUUCCAUUUCCAUGGGGUUUCCAGUUUGCUCAGCCACACAUGCAGGCAUCGCCUGAGUGGUGAUCUUCGCAAACACUGCUAUGGUAUAAGCAAGUCUGCAGGCCCAGCAACGUGUGUGUUUUCUGUGUCUUUAAAAACCCAACAAGGAGCCGUUGCCAAGCACCUAUUAAAUGACCCAGUCGGCAGAGAUAGGCCAGGAGUCACAGCUGCCCUCAGGGAAUGCAGGCUGGCUUGGCUGUUGCCUUUUUGGAUCAGGGUUUCCAACGGAGUGUCUUCCAGACGUGAAGGACUCCCAUCUCCCAUCAGCCCCAGCCAGCGUGAUCAGUAGCCAGGGAUGAAGGGAGUUUGUGUCCUCAGCAUUUGGAGGUCACGGCAUUUGCUUACCCCUGCUUUGGGCCACUAAGCCUUGCUUGCAGCUGCUUGGGAUGGGGCCCUGAGUGCCUCUAGGCUAGAAUGAUGCUGGAGUGGGCAGCCGUCAUGUGAGAAAUGUCCAGGCAGGGUAUUAAGGGAGUUUCCAAUCAAGACCAGGAGAUGUUCCUAGCACAUUUCCUCUUCUUCAGCACACUCCGAUGUUGUUUGUUCAUUUGAAGCUUUCUCAUGGAUGUACACUUCUAAAUAUAUAUUCCUGGCUUUUAUGAAGAUAGUUCAAAGGGGAUGGUAAAAUCUAUUUAUUUUCUAUUUUUGGGCUUAGGCUUGGGUCUACCCCUUGCAAUGGUACAAGGUGGUGGAAUAGCUCGAUAACUAAAGGUUACUGCUAAAGGGUUGCCCAUUCUGACAGCCCUUCAGAUAAAAGAGGGGGGGGGGGAAUACAAUCAUGUGAAUGGGAAUCUGACCUGCCAGGUUGUAGGGUUGACCUGUCACGCAUGGUUACUUUUCUGCCUGAUGGUCCCGUGAUCUGGUGUCAAGGUUUGUUUGUUUUUAAAAAAGAAUUGCUCAUUCAGAAAUGGUGUGUCCUCCGCUUUGAAGUGGAACAGCCAGAUCUCUGCCACAUCAAGACUAUACCACCUUGUGCCUCUGCAUGUGUGUAGACUAAGCCGCUGAGGUUUACAUGCAUGCUCUUUAGCAGUAUCGCCAUCCCAUGCCUCCUGCCUUAUCCAAGCGCUUCUGCAGAGAUCUUGAGAGCGAUCGGAUGCCCUCAGCCAGUCCUUGUCUGUGGCACAAAAGCUUGAUGGAAGGGGAGAGAGAGAUCGCAUGCUCCCUAAAUGAACGGUGUUCUGUUGGGGUUUCGUGGCUGUCUUAGCAUUAGGGAAAGUGUGUGUUUCACCUUUUGCAACAGGGAUGAGGAGCCUAAGGGCCUGUAGAUCCUGUUGGGCUACAACUCUCUGACCAUCAGCCACUGAGUGUCUCAGGCUCUACAAACGGGUUUUACAAUACACACCUGCGAGUUUCAUCCAACCAAGUUUUGCUGAGAGUAAACCUGUUGAAAUGAACGGCCUUUAGUUAUGUCUGCUAAUUUCAAUGGGUCUGCUUCUGAGCAGGAGAGAACCCUGAAUGUUUUCUCUUUCCUCCCAAAGCAGAUCUUCAGCUCUUGACGGUAGCGUCAACUGCACUAAAUUGUGUUAUGUGUAUGUUAUAUAUUUGUGAAAAGGCGACUGUUGUAAAUGUUUUGUGUGCUAGAAUAUUGGAUUUGGGUUUGUUGGCCGGUUCUGAAAUUGGGUAUGAAUCAGGCAAAAUGUUGUUGGCAACAUUUGGGAGACGUUUCAACCAGCUUUUUAGAUGCCUUGGUUUCGCUUAUAUUUUAUAGUAUGAUUAUGUUACCACUGUCACGAGUUUUCUAGAGGGCCAGAGAGUGCACUGUUUUUGAAUCACAGUCUUGCUUUCUAAUCUGUGAAAAUAGAGCUUUGCUUUAAAAAGGCAAUGACCCCCCCCCAACAUCCUUAGAUGCAAGAAUUAAGAAAGGGAACAGAAUAAAGGACUUCAGUUGUAGCCAGCAAAGCCCUCCUGCUCAGAGUAGACCCACUGAAAUUAACAGACCUAAGGUAGUUGUGUCCAUUAACACCAAUGGAUCUAACUCGAAAGUAGGGCUGGUAUUGAAUAAAACCUUUUGAUAUGAAGUAUGUUGAAAGAUUAAUAUGCUGAGGAAAGACUCAUUUGCAAAUGAGAUGACAAAAUAAAACAAGCCUUAUUUAGAAAAUCUGGGAGUUUAUUUUUUUGGUAAACUCCCCCCCCCACCCCAAAAUAAAAUAAUUUGGCAUCUUUAGUGCUUCUUAUUAUUUAAACGAGUAAUGUUUCUCAGGAUAUUUAAAAAAGCAACCCUGGAUUCUUUUGUUUUAAGUAAAGAUUUUAUAGAAGGUCUCCCCAAAAAGUCUUUCAUUACUGCCUCCAAACUUGAUUCAGUUUACUAAUGAGAUCUUAUAGUGCACAGGUGAGCUUUAACUUGCUCUGCUGGGAUCCUGAGCAAAUAUCCCCCUCCCCUGUUUCGUGAUUUAAUUGGUUAACUGUCUCCUAACCUAAUUGCUGCAGGCAGGCAGACGGGGGAGCAGGCAACAGAACCUCUCAGAAAGGCAAGCAGUCUAAAAAAAAUGUACCUGGACCUUCUGGCCAUCCUGUUGCAAUUAAAGGUGGCAUCCUGGUUGUGGCUAGGGGUGCUUUUUUGCUCCCUCGCUUUCAGUACUAAGGGGUGGGGGACCUUUAGCCCUCUGGGUAUUGCUGGACUACAGCUCUCAUUAGCCCCAGCAAGCAUGGUCAGUGGCCAGGGAUGUCAAGAACUGUAGUUCAGCAACAUCUGGAGGGCCAAAGCUCCCGCCACCCUUGCAAUGCGCCAUUGCCUUAAGGCAGUUCAUGGGGGCCUCAUCUGGUCCUUGCAUCUGCUGUUGUGGACCGCUGUCUGUCCUCUGCAAGGUUGAGAGUUCAGCUGGGCGCCAUCCCAUCAUGUGGUUGGGCACUGAGCAACAAGGCCUGUUUGAUUUUCCGCAGUUCUUGCAGGUCUUCCUCUUGAGCCGCUGACUGGAAAGGAAACUGGUUCCCGAGCCGGUUUUUGUUCUAGCGAAGGGCUCCCAGAGUGCAACCCCAUUUAACAUUAACACUACAGCCAUCACUUCUCCUGGGGAACAGACAAUCUGCCGAAGGUUGGCGGUUGCGCAGAGCUUCAUUCUACAGGCUACCUGCCGUGGGGAAUAUUAAAGCCCCGUUUUCUAGGCUGAGAAAAUGAGUAAGCGGAAGGCCUAGGCAAGGAGAGAGCAGGAGAAGUUAAAAGCUAGGUUCUCCUUAUUACAACCCCUCCUCAACACUGUCCUCUCAAGGAAGCACCAAAACUGAGGUCAACAAACACCGCCUUCCUGCAUUCUGGGUUCUUGUUUCAGCUAAGUAGCUGGUGGGUUUUUUUGGCUUGUUUUUGUUCCGCUAGGUGUUUAAAUCUCCAUCUCUCCCUGCCCACCACCCCUUUACGGGCAGGUUCGAUGAGUAAAAACAAGCAGCUAGCAGAAUGGUGAACCGAUAGAUCAGCUUGCCAGGAAAGUUGCAGGAUGGGAAGGUGGAAGUACAGUCAGGCGAGGGGACUGUUCACAGGGAGUCACCGUAGAAUCAUUUCAGAGUUGGAAG
This is a messenger RNA of Podarcis muralis (Common wall lizard), 6592 nucleotides long. It is a transcript of the gene NADK, whose product is annotated as NAD kinase. Lineage: Eukaryota; Metazoa; Chordata; Lepidosauria; Squamata; Lacertidae. Gene Ontology annotation, biological process: NAD+ metabolic process; NADP+ biosynthetic process. The record is from RefSeq and is a predicted model, not a curated record. Gene Ontology annotation, molecular function: NAD+ kinase activity.